Molecule: messenger RNA, 3050 nt
Organism: Drosophila gunungcola (fruit fly)
Lineage: Eukaryota; Metazoa; Arthropoda; Insecta; Diptera; Drosophilidae
Product: UDP-GlcNAc:betaGal beta-1,3-N-acetylglucosaminyltransferase 9
Exons: 4
Coding region: 876-2687 (603 amino acids)
Cellular component (GO): membrane
Molecular function (GO): hexosyltransferase activity
Source: RefSeq, a predicted model, not a curated record
UUAAUGUUGAGCUAAUCGCGAACAAAUUCGGGUUGCAAGUGGGAGUAAUGGAAAAGGGGAUAAAAUUGGAAUACGUGCGGCCGCUGUAACGCUGCAAAUUGUGCAAAACGAAACCCCUAAAAGUGUCAUAAAAUUGCUCCAUCUACCGCAGAUUGCAAUAAUAGAAAACAUUUAAAAUCCGAGAGGCAACGCGAAAUUAAAUCAAAGUCUCUGUGCGCUGCCCACGAGCAACAACAAAUUGCCUGGUUUGCCAAGGUGUUUUAAUGCUUAUUUAUUUAUAAAACAUGCUACGCAUGACUAAUGAAACGGGUUGGCGUUAUUAAAAACGAUUAAAACCAAAAAUACUCAGAUAACUAAAAGAAACGCAAAAAAUCCCCAAGGCACACACACACACACGCACGCACACUAGCACAGUCUUGUGGUGGCGCCUAGGGUCCAAAAACAACAACAACAACAAUGACAAGAGGAUAACACCAAUAACAAGAACAACAGCAGCAACAAGGGCAAUUCAUCAUUUGUUAAUUGUCAACAAAGGCAUUAUUUAUUAACGUUAAAUAAACACUAAAAAUAAGCAGCAGGCAGGCCAGCAAGUAAUUAUGCUUGACCCUGGUCCAACAACAAAAGCCCCAUCUCCGAUUCCAUCGCAAGUGGAAGAGAGACGCAGCUAAAACCACGCUGAGGAGUUGCAACGCAAUCGUCGCCUGGCCUGCAAGCGUCCAGGGCAUCGUUAUCAAAAUACUCACAGCUUGAAAGCGGGAAUCAGCCAUCAACGAAAUCAAACGAAAAAAGCGAACGACGAACAAGUGUAGCGGAGUCCAGACUGAAACUGAGACUUAGACUGACUAAGAUUUGCGAGAUUUGGCAAGACAGCCAACAUGGUGGCCGUGGGCAAUUUACACAACACGCGCAUGCUGCGCUUCCUUUUAGUCCUAAUCGUGGUGAUCCUUACCAUUUUCAUCUACGCCUCGUACUCGACAACGGGCACCCUAACAGCCAGUCAUCUGCAUUCGGCGGCAUCGCCACCGCAACAACUAGUUGGCGUUCAUCCCGGUCGGCUGCCAAUGGAACAAGUGCUGGUAGUCAAUAACACGGACAAGGAGUAUGUCCCACCAGCUGGGGUAGAAAGUGCGGCAAAAGUAGCGACCAACAGACAGUCGCAGCAGCAGCCAGCCGAGAUCCACAAGAAGCAUCCGCAGCACCGGCUGCCCACCAUCGAUGAGGAUGCUCUGCUCGACGGUGGCUCUGCCGGCGCCAGUCCCCAGGUGGGUGGCCCCGAGCAGACGCCCAAUGGCAUGGCGGAUGAGCUGCUGGAGGAGCAGCAGUAUGGCCAGAGCGUUGAUGGCAUCACUGGCAACAUCAACAGCAGCACGAACAACAACAAUAGCAGCUCUGGCGACACGUUGGUUGUCAAACAAGCGAUUCCCGCCCAGUCACCACAGCAGCAGCAAACGCAAUCGCAGGUGCAGCCAGGGCUAUCUGAUGCGGAGCUCCUCAUACCCACUUCCAAUUUGCAGAAAUUUAUAGAGAAUGCCGAUAAGAUUCUGAAGAACAUCACCUCAAAUAGCAGCACGGGCAAUGGAGUUGCUGUCCCGGCAACCGGAACAGACCCAAACACGGAUAAAGGCAAUCAACCGGAUGUGGCACAACUCAAUUUGGUGGAUGGCCCUUUGGAGGGCCCGGAAAUGGAAGCCGCAAAACAGGAGGCCGAAUCCAAGGUGAUCCAGGAGAUCAAAGAGGCGAAGAAAGAGGCUGCAGUUCCAUCACCAAAGUCCGCCCGACCACCUGUGCCCGUUGCGAAAACGACAAAGAGCAAGAUCGUGGCCAAGGAGCCGCCCAAUGCUCCAGUGGAUCCCUCGAAGGGCGUGGCCACCGAGCAGCUCUAUGAGCCGGGACAUUUGGACGAGGAAGUCGAUGCGGAGCGCAUUUGUCCAAGAGACGGAGAGUUCAUCAAGUUACUUGUGCUUAUUAGCUCGGCAAUGUCUCAUGAUGCGGCCAGGAUGUCCAUUCGGCAGACGUGGAUGCACUACGGCAGCAGAAGGGACGUCGGCAUGGCGUUUGUCUUGGGGCGCGGGACCAAUGAAACCCUAAACAAGGCGCUCACCCAGGAGAACUUCAUCUACGGAGAUCUGAUACGGGGCAAUUUCAUAGACUCGUACAACAACCUCACCCUCAAGACGAUCUCGACGCUGGAGUGGGCAGAUCUGCACUGCCCGAAGGCCAAGUACAUCCUCAAGACGGACGACGACAUGUUCAUCAAUGUGCCCAAGCUGCUGACCUUCCUCGACAAGCAUAAGGACAAGCGAACCAUAUACGGCCGCCUGGCCAAGAAGUGGAAGCCCAUCCGCAAUAAGAAGUCCAAGUAUUAUGUGGCUGUGGAUCAGUUCGCGGCCGGGGUGUUUCCUUCUUUCACCACCGGACCUGCCUACGUGCUCACCGGCGACAUUGUGCACGAGCUUUACGUACGGUCGCUGAAGACCGUGUAUCUAAAGCUGGAGGACGUGUUCACCACCGGUAUUGUGGCCAAGAGCCUGAAUAUCAAGCGGGUGCAGGCGAACGAGUUCGUCAACCGACGCAUCUCAUUCAACCCGUGCAACAUUCGUAACGCGAUCAGCGUGCACAUGAUCAAGUCGAACGAACAAUUCGAUCUGUGGAAAAAGCUGCUGGACCAGACCACCAAGUGUAAAUAGUAUUUUAAGUUUAGAGUUUAGUCUGCCGGUUUGAAGUAUCCAGUGUUAGAGAAGGGUGGUCUGUCGAGAAGCAGAGCAAAAAUAUGUAAUAUGUAAUACGAGUAGAGAAUGAUUAGCAAAGGCAGCUAUAUAGGAUUAUAAAGUUAGCAUAGUCUCUAAGUCCUAGAAAUAUCACAAAUUUCGCUGUCGAUCCCAGCAUCUGCCUAUAUGCAUGCGGUCCAACAGCGAUUCGAGUACAUUUUAAAAGAUUUGUAGUUUAAUUUUAGCAUUCUGAAUGCCAUUAUUUAAAUGAUAAUUACUGAGCGAUAACUGUGGUUAUAUCUUAACACUAAAUAAAUUAAUGUAUAUCGAGUGAAUUAAAAA